AUGCGCAAUCCAGAUGAAGUACCUGUGCACCACUUAGUGGCUGAUACUGGAGCGUUCAUUAAACGGGUACCUUUACAGGAUCUCGGUGCUGUCAUUUAUACGGUACAAGAGGUGCUUGAUGAGUUGAAGUGUGAAAAGUCAAAGCAUCUUCUCGAGACUAUUCCUUAUGAAAUUGUUAUUCGGGAGCCAUCGAAAGAAUCUCUUCAAAUUGUGUGUGAUUGCUCGAAAAAGACCGGUGAUUAUGCGUCUCUGUCGGUUGUCGAUUUAAAAGUGUUGGCUCUCACUCACGAUCUACAUGUUCAGACAUGUGGUAAAGAUAAACUCAAUUAUGAUUGUAAAAAGACGGCCGAUACAAGAGCGCCUGAUUCAGAAGCUGUAAAAUCAGGUGAUGAUGAGCAUCAAAAUGGAGCUGAUGGAGAUGCUACAGUUCCUGAAAAGAAAUAUGAUGCCUUAGCGGGAUUCUACAAUCCAUCCUCGUCAUCAUCAGCAAAACAGAUGGAGCGUAUUUGUGAAAAUUUGCAGCAACCUAAUGGGAAUAUCGAAGGUGAUAAACGGAUAGAAGAGGAUCGUGAUAAUGGCGAUAACGAAGAGAACGAAAGCGAUAGUGGAAGUGAUGCAGAAGAGGGUUGGUUAGAUGAGAACAACAUCGAUGAGACACUCCUUCAAAUGGGUGCUGUUGCAGUGCCUGAUAAGAAUAUGAAGGUAUUUUUAUGCNGACUUAAUUCGUAUAUUUUGAGGUAUAUUUCAUUUGCAGAUAAUUUUUCAUUGUUCUUUUUGCUGGAUUCUAUAUGUCGUUCAUGUUAUGCGACCACCACGCAAAUGACUCGUCGUUUCUGUGCGAAAUGUGGUUAUGAUUCAUUGCAUCGUGUUGCGGUCACGGUGAACGAGGAUGGCACGAGCGAGUUACACAUCAACUGGAGACGGUUGUGUUCGAAGCGUGGAUUGAAAUACUCUCUGCCACCACCGAAAGGUGGUAAACACGCCACAGAUCCACAGCUGUUCGAAGAUCAACGUAUGCCACAAAAUCGAGUGGCCAGAUGCCAUUUGAAUCCGUUGGAUAGUGGGCCGUUUGCAAUGCACGAUGUUACGAGCAGAUCAGCAGUAUUGGGCAUCCGUGAUCGACAGGAAGCUAUGAGACGACGUAACCCGAACAUGGCAUCUCAUGGACGUAAACGGGGUGGUAAGAAACGAUAUAUUUGGGACAAUAUGCCAACUCCAGAAUACUAUUGUCACAACUGUGAACUAGGAGUGAGUCUUCGCGAUGGAGAUUUCGUUUGCGCUCGAUGCGGUGGUGAAUUCAUCGAGGAAAUACCACCCGAUACUCGUGCAGUGAAUCCAUUUGCAUCGGUCAGGAAUUUUUCUUCUCUUAUGUAUGCGGGUAUCAGUGUUGCGGCAAAUAUAUUCGAGAGUUUAUUGAGUGAAGGUGGAGGUGGAGGUGUGGGCGCAUUCAAUAUGAGCGGACACACCGCAUCGGGGGUUGCCGGAGCAGGCGCAGGACCAUCGCGAAUGGGUCGUGGAGGUGGCGUUCAACCGACCGCGAUUCGAUUCGGAAGUGGUCAAGGUGGAAAUACUGGCGACAAUAUUAUCGCCGUAUUUCUCAAUCAACUUCUAUCAAAUCUAUCUGCUCAAGGUGCACAAAUACAGUUACAAAUCACUCGUGAUCCUACGUCUGGUAUCUUGCAUGGAUCGAUGGGUGACUACGCGUGGGGUGAAGGCGGGUUAGAUCAAAUAGUAACACAACUGUUGAAUCAAUUCGAAGGAGGUGCCACUCCGAUUGAUCCGAAAUUAAUCGGCAACUUACCAAUGAUCACCGUCGAACAAUCGCAUGUCGAUGCGGAUACACAGUGCACAACGUGUAUGGAACGCUAUAAACCGGGAGAGAAGGUGGCACAACUGGAAUGCCAUCACGUGUUCCAUCGCGAAUGUAUUGUACCGUGGUUGCAGAGGCGUAACACCUGCCCGAUAUGUAGACAAGUUAUUGAUGCAACUAAAUGGCCGAGUUGUAAUCCGUUGGAUGAAUUGGACUAA
Messenger RNA from Anisakis simplex (herring worm), 2028 nucleotides. Lineage: Eukaryota; Metazoa; Nematoda; Chromadorea; Rhabditida; Anisakidae. The record is from the annotation of a GenBank genome assembly.